CCAAAAUGGCGUACAAAUUUCUGUUGUUUUUGUAAAUUUAUCUUUGAAUUCUUAUAAAAAAUCGACGAUAAAAAUACAGAAUCACAAUGCCAACACCUUCAAAAUUUGAAGCAGUAGUUCCUUUAUGUGGAAAUGGUGAGGAUAAUGAAAAUAACUCCUUUGAAACGCGUGAUGUGUUUAGCAAAGAUAUCUUGGACGAUAAUGCUAUGGCGUUAGUUCUAGUUGAAAGAGACAAACUUCAAACAAAGACUAAACAACCAGAUGAAGCACAAGGUAAAACUAAAAGUAGUUGUAAAAUUGUCACAUGAUUUGCAAGUUAUUAAAUUGUUGGAGCUUAAAUAUGAAGCAUAGUUUCAAAUUUGUACAAAGAAUCUUUACAAAUGCAUUAAAUCAAUUUUUAUUUCAAAUUGUUUUAGUUUAGUAUACUGUAGUGAUAGUUUGUACCCAGUAAUUCCAUGUCCCAGUCUUUGUAUGAACUAUAAAUGUGUGCUUGACGUCAUCACAUGUUGUUAUUUCCAGGUCGACUAUCAAACUUAAUAAAAGGAUGGUGUAGAUUCUCUUCAACAUUUUACAGGCGUGAUAGUUGCCAAUUUACAACAUGUGUUUCCCCCUGCGUCAGAAAGGCAACAACACACCUGCAGCAGCUCAACGAUCAGCUAACGAGGUUGAGUGUUGUUCAAGAAGGAACGCAACCAGUGGAUUAUAUGUUGGCAAUGUGUGGAGAAGGUAAUUGUGUCAUUCAACAUGUACAAGCAAUUUAAACUAAGCUGAGUGUGAUUAUAUUUUCUGUGAGACAAGUCACUAUAGCUAUGUUUAAAUGUUUGUAAAGAAAAAGGUUUUUUUAAGUUGUGACAUUGUCAGUUGGAGAAAAUUAAAUAUAUUUAAUAAUAUUAAUAUAUCUUUUCUCUGUAGAAAGUCCUGCGUCAGUUAUGCCAGAAUCCCAACCAAUAUUGUCCCGACCAGUGUCAUACGGUGAUACAUCAGCAGCAUCCAGUAUUGAAUUAUCUACCGUCGGGUUUUCACCUUUGUUUGAAAACACGCCUUGUAGACACUCCAGUACUUCUUCAUCACAGGUAAACAAACAUUUUACACAUUAAAUUCUAUUUUGUCAAGAAAAAAGAAAUAUUUUACAAAAGAAACCAAAACAGGUCCCACUAGCACUCAAAAUCUGUCAUUAAGGGACGGUGCUGUAAUUGGGGAAGCACUGCCAUUGUCUAUAUACUAGUGUGUCAUAUUUAUCUUGUUUAGUAUGUAAGCUAAAUAGAAAUAACUAAAUAAACUGUGUGAUGUGUUUUGUGCUUUAUGCUGUGUUUUUGUAGAAUAAAACAUCAUCAAGCUUGGAAAAAUCAAACACGUCUGCAGAAAAGCAACAUUCAGCACAUCAGCAUCUAGGUUUUGAUGUUGUUGAAGAAGUGGUGAGAUUGAUGGCUCGAAUGGAAGAUGAUAGAUUGUCAACACAACAAAUGUUAAUCAAUGAAAGACAAAGAGUGAAUCAUUUAAGAUCUCAGAUUGAUCAACUGGCAUUUAAACGUUUAAUGGAUCUCCCUGCUGCUGUUCAGAAAGGCAUGAAUAUAUAUUUGGUUUUUAAAUAAUAUAAUGGUCAUAAGAAAACAUGGCUAGUUUAUAUGAUUGUUUUGUUUUCACAUUAUCUUGUGUAGAACACGAAUCUUGUGCGACUGACAUUAAUGAAUUAAAAUGGCAUUGUGGGUAUCAAGGAAGAGUCGAGACAAGACUUGGAAGAAAGGUUGAUCAGGCAGGUUGGUUCAAUGUGAUUAUGUUUAUGUAGGGAUAUGUUAUGAGUGUGAAGAAUAGUGUGAUGUGGUUGGCAUAAAAAAUACAUGAAAGUUCACAUCAUUGUAGUCUUGGGCAUCUCUGCAUGUCCAGUGAGCGUCAUUGAGAGAUUGUAUUGAAUAUUAAAUGUUGUGUUGUUAUAGAAUUGCAACAUUUGAAAAUCAUUGGUGAGUUACAAUCUUCCAAAGAAAGUUGGUAAGUCUAAUUUAUUUUGUGUCUUUUCUAAGUUAGCCCCUUGAGUCACAAUGUGCCCUGAUGUGCCGUAUUUUUGUUAUUUUACUUUGUCUAUAAUGCCAGAUUAUUUUACUCUUUCUGCCGCUAGACAAUUUUACUUAUCAAGGAGAGAGCGCUCAGGUGCUGUUAACUCAUUGAGUCGCAUUGUGCCCUGAUGCGACAUACUUUAUUAUUUUACUCUGUCUAAUAUGCCAGAUUACUCAUCAAGGGGAGAGCGCUGCCGCUUGACAUGUUAAUUUAUGUUCAAAAUAUCCUAGGUCAGCCCUGGAAGACUGUGUGUUGGUCAUCAUUUAAUUAAUUAUCUAAUUCAAAUGAUGCAGUUUUGAGUUGCAUUUACAAACAUAAGUAGCGAUCAGUGAAAUCAUAUUUGAUAUUACAUUUUGUAUGUUUUCAUGCUGAUAAUGUUGUAAAUAAAUGCACUGAGAAAAAUCACAUUCUCAAUCAAUAUGUUAUUUUUCCUUUAGUCCCUUAGUUCGUGAGAAGCUUGAGCUAGAAGAUAUUGCGAUGGCAAGCAUUCAAUUAAAACAAGAUGAAACUGAUGAAGAAUUACGACAAACAUUGAAACGUCUUGAAGCAACUCAACAGAAAACAAAAGAGGCAAAAGCACUAGCAAUUCAAGAACGAACAUUGAUUAAAAAAGAUGUGGACAUUAUCAGGAACUUACUCAACGAAGUCAGGUAUUCAAUUGUUUAAUCGCUAAUAAGUUUAGUUUUUUGUAAGUUUGCAUGGCGAUAAAACAUGCAAUACUUUUUGUUUGUGGAAACACCUUGUAAAUUUAUUAUUGCAAAGUUUUCGAUCUGUAAGCCCGGAUCUUCGUCAGUGCUAAUAAAUAUUUGUAAACAUUGUUAGCACUGAUGAAGAUCCGAGCUUACAGAAAGCUUUGCAGUAAUAAAUUUAUGUGGUGUUUCCACAAACAAAAAGUUUUAUUAAUAGUUCUGCAACUUAUUCAAAGGAAAUUAUGAAAGAUUAUUAUGGAGAAAGUCAGUUGAAGGUUGUGUUAUUUAAUGUAUUCCUUGUACAAUUGUACAUAACCCUGAAUAAAUUGUUUUGAUUGUAUAUAGUGAUGAACUUGCGCAGUUGAAGAUGAACUACACAUCUAAUGUACACACCAUCAGUGAUAUCAAGAACACCUUGAAAGAAAACGCUCAACAAUGUGUUAAUUUAGGUGAGUUUAACUGUUGUUUAUCAUGGAUUGUACGGAAGUAUUCAGUGAAUUAAGUGCAAUUUGAGUGUAGUACUCUGUUCAUUAGAGACAUGUGAGUUUUUGUUUCAGAAAAACGUGAAGAGUGGGUGAAAAAUCAGGAAGCUGCUCAACACGACAAGGUAUGAUGACAGUUUCAACUUUGAUAUUGCUGGUUGGAUGCGAGGUCAUUAAAAUUAUUGUUGUUUUGUAUUUUUUAUAGGUUGGAAAGUUAAGAGAAAAAAUAGUUGAACAGACGUCGGAGCAUGCUAGGUUGACGGAAGAAAAUGAAAAAUUGAAGAAGGACAACCAAAUUAUGGUAAGUGUAUUAUGUGAUAAAAGAAUAUAGCACAAUACUAAUUUGUUUUAAGACUAUGGCAUUCAUUCUGCCCUGCAUGUAAUUACUGUGAAAUAUGACAUUGACAGGAAGGAGAUUAUCAAUCGUCUAUCACGAAACUAAAGAUAGAAAUCAAACAAUAUGAGAUACAAGUACGAGAAUUAUCAAGAAAGAACAAGGCAUUGAGAGAGGACAUGGAUAAUAUUGUAAAACAAACAGAAAAAUUGUAAGUAAAACAUAAUAUUCCAUCUCAAUUGAUGGGCAGGCUGGUGAACUAUAAUAUUAAAUUAUUAUUUUUGAAUUAACAAUACAAUGAUGCCUCUAGUAAAUACUACAAUUCAUAAAACCCUAAUUAUAUUAAUCCUAUUGUAACAUUGACCAGUGCCCUUCCAUAUAAGGGAAGAGCAUCAGCCGUCAAUGUUUGUAAGUUAUUAUCAGAAGACAACUCAUGCUAACAGUCCAGAUCAGAGACUCCAGAUCAGAGACUCCAGACUCCAGAUUGCAUUUCUCUGCUUAUCCGAUCUUUCUCAUUGUUAAACAAUUCUCUUAUAUCAUUUUUCAGCCAAUCACUGAUGGUAUGACUCUGUGUCCUUCCCGUCUUUCCCGUAGUUCAAAACACAGCUACUACUUUAUUUCAAUACGGAACUAUUUCGCAAUAUAAAACUAACUAUAUAGAGAGAGAAAACAAAAUGAGUGAUCUUCCAAUGGGGAUUCUAUGUAUUGUUUUUCACAGUAAGAAGCAGAGAACGUCAGAAAAGAAAGCGUUAAUCAGAGCUGGCCAGGAAGCGGAAAAAGUGAAACAGCACAUCGAGGUUUGUAACAUGAAUGUACGGUACCACAUAGUUCACGUAUGUUGUAUGACAUCAUCAUUCGCAAGUCAAGGAGUACAAUUUAUUGCCCAGUUUCCAACAAUGAACACAGUUAAUCUUGAUUCUUUUUGUUAUCAGAGAUACAUGGUAGUCUUGCUCUCAGUCUGUCUAAGUUUGGAAAACCUUGACACAAACGCGAGCUCUUGACGACCAUAAGAACGGUCUUUAAUUAUUUUCAGAUGAUGAAUGAAGAAGUGAAGAAGCUGAAAACUCUGAACCAUUCAUUAAAGUUGGCCAAAGCUCGAGCUGAGGAAGAUUAUUUUACUGAAGAAGAUUCUUUGAGAACUGCGGAACAGUCGUUGAAAAAUCAGUUGAAAGAGGAGUCACAUGCAAGGACCAUACUCCAGGUAAAAUUACAUCGCAUCUAUUUAGCAAAUGUUUCGAUCUGACAGCCAGGAUCUUCAUUCAACAACACAGUACAAGUUCUUUGUAUGUUUGCAUGGCGAUAAAACAUAUAAUAGUUUUGUUUGUGGAAACACCACGUAAAUUUAUUACUGCAGUAAUAAAUUUACGUGGUGUUUCCACAAACAAAACUAUUAUAACACAGUAUAUAAUUUAUGUUUACUCUGAUGAAGUCUUCUUCUUUACCAAAUAGAUAUGCUAUACAGUAUCAUAUUUCAAGUAAUUGUAUUUCCUAUGAAGAUUGCUGUUUAUACAGCGUCGUCACCGUUUCUUUGUCGUCCUCCAAUGAUUUUUUGUCGCGUUUAUUCAGUACUUACAGUUCGCUUUUGUUGGUGAACUUUAGGCACGCAUUGCAACGGACACUUCAGAUUUACUCCGAUCACGCAUUGACUCAAAGAAGAAAAAAGAAAAGGUAGGGGUAUUCUUAUGUACAGUAUCUCCAUUUGUACCCUAGACUGUUUACGAUUUAGUGACCUAGGAAACGGAGAUAUAUGUACCCCAAAAAGAAUGCAUGAUUUGUAAUAUGACAGGAAAACGUGCCAUGCAUCUCUUGAAGAGCUUGCUUAGGAAAUAUUGACAUGUUUUGAUUAGUCUGUAAUGCCACAAUGUUCUAAUGUUACCUACAUUAUCCGUUCCAGAUGUCUCAACAAGCUUUGGACGCAGAUAAAGUUCUAAAUAGCAUCAGAGAGCAAGUGGAGAGACUGGAAACAGUUCACAGUGAACGGGAACAGGUAGGAGAAGCAAGCGACGUUUUUUUAAUACACAUUCGCGGACGUCACGCAUCAUUUAACCACAGAGUACUUUACAUACAGAGGUCUUACCGUAAGGUAGUUUUUAACAAAAUAACUGGUAAAUUUCAAUAUGUUUUCAGGGGGUGACAGCUUUAGGGCACAUGCUAAAAACAUGGCGGACUUAAAAAAUCUCUUACGCUAAAUUAACUGAAUUAAUCAAGAACAGAAUAGAAACGUUUAUGAUUGAUUUGGAACAAGAACGGAUGAGAGUAUAGAUAUAAACUUUUCAUAAACCCAUUUGUCCAGAACUAAUUUUGUCUAAAUUUCCUCCAGACUAUUGCUCAGAUCAGUGAAGUCCUAGAGAAGUUGAACAAACAACGGGAAGAAAUGGAAUCAAAAUACCGAGCAAGGAUUGUCGAGUUAAGACCAAAGGAAGAACAGAACAAGGUAUAGUAUGGUUAACUGCGCCUCUCUUAAUGAAAAUACUGGAGAUUACAGGCGAACAUCCGCUCCUCGGGCAUCCCACUCGACAGAAAUUGGUUCCGAGUUCAAUAGAAUAAACAUGUGUGAUGUUGAUCAAUAAACAUGUGUGAUGUUGAUCAAUAAACAUGUGUGAUGUUCAUCAAUAAAUAUGUGUGAUGUUGAUCAAUAAACAUGUGUGAUGUUGAUCUAUAAACAUGUGUGAUGUUGAUCAAUAAACAUGUGUGAUGUUGAUCAAUAAACAUGUGUGAUGUUGAUCAAUAAACAUGUGUGAUGUUGAUCAAUAAACAUGUGUGAUGUUGAUCAAUAAACAUGUGUGAUGUUGAUCAAUAAACAUGUGUGAUGUUGAUCAAUAAACAUGUGUGAUGUUAUAAUAUUUGUGAUGUUACUCUGAGUGUAUAUCCACACCGGGCGAGCUUGAAAAAUAUGCCCGGCCACGGUGGGAUUCGAACCUACGACCUUUGGAAUACUAGCCCAAGCUCGCCCGGUGUGGAUAUACACUCAGAGUAACACCACAAAUAUCAUAUUCACCUGAGUACACUAUACCAACACAGAACAAAUGUGUGAUGUUGAUCAAUAAACAUGUGUGAUGUUGAUCAGUAAACAUGUGUGAUGUUCAUCAAUAAACAUGUGUGAUGUUCAUCAAUAAACAUGUGUGAUGUUCAUCAAUAAACAUGUGUGAUGUUCAUCAAUAAACAUGUGUGAUGUUCAUCAAUAAACAUGUGUGAUGUUCAUCAAUAAACAUGUGUGAUGUUCAUCAAUAAACAUGUGUGAUGUUGAUGUUGUUGCAGCACGAAAGACUGGAGCUACAGCAGAAGAUUGAUCAUAUUCAGUGGAGGUCCGACAUGAUGUCGACGAAAAUCAAAGAUAUGUCAUCUUCAACUGUCAUGAUGACGAGGGUGAUUGACUCCACUGCAGAAGAUAUUGCUAAAUUGGAGUAAGUAGUAAAAUAUUUCUGCUUUUCGUGCAGGGUUUCACGGCUGACUCAAUAAGCUAGUUCAGUCUAGUUCAGAGCCAGUCAACGCCACACGAUUCCACUGAUCAUCAGCGGAGAGUGUUGCCAACUCAAGGGGUUAAUGAACUCAUUCUUACUCAAGCAUUACUGGUAUUAUUUAAUGUUUCGCCAUUAUAAGCCGGUCAGCGGUUUGAUUUGUUGUUUGAGUUGGUCGGGGGAAUGAGUAAAAAAGCUGUAUACGAUUUUAUUUUAACAGAGAGGACGACAAGGAAGUGAGAGUUCGUCUUGAAGCGAGUAAUGAUGCAGAAGACAGUUUAAAAGAAGUUCUUCAAGCAGCUAAAGGUAACAUUUUCUCAUUCUGGUUAAACUUUAUAAGCGUUUUUGCGUAUAUACUCUAUUUCAGAUUAUUGCUAAAAUAUUGUAUUGAAGGAACAUAUAUGAACAAGAUAGUUUUUUUUUAGAUCGUUUGUUGUGUAGAAAAAAGGAACAUAUCUUGCACGUUAACAACAGAAAGUUAGCUUUGCAUCAAACUUCGGUAGGUAAACACCUUGACAAUGUCAGAUUGCAAAUUACGUAUAAACUAUAACGUGCAUACUGGACGCUACUGCACAUUUGCAAUAGUAUUUUAAUGAUCACUAUUGAUUUAGAUUGCUCUUGAUGAGAAGCUCGCAGAAAACAAGGCUCUAGCAGAAAGAUAUCAAAGACUUUACAGUCAACAUUUACAAACCAAGGAUUUGUUCUUCAAAAAAUACGAAAACAUCGUUAAUGAAGAAAGUCAUUUGAAAGAUCAUAAAGAGGUAUGAUACGUCAAAAAGUUCAUGUAUUGUUGUUACGAGAUCUUAUUUUGUGACAGUCAUGAAAUUCAUUGCAAUAUGAAAUGCCUCCUUAGAAUACUGACCUUACCGUGACCUUAUAGGGAUAUACAUGUAAAGCCGGUUUAAUUUUUCUUUGUCUUGUGAUUUUUCCGUCCUAUGUCUAGUCAGUCUAGAGUAUGCUUAUCGAAAAACCAUAGGUCCGAAUACGCACACAAUUUCAUUAAGCAUGCUUAAAAAUGUACCGCGCUUGACUUACCCUUGGUGAACAAUGAAAUUGUUGCGUUAUCCCUUACCGAUAUGAUCCCUUGAUUUUUGGCGAUAAUAUUUACACCGUAUUGUUUCUUUUUUCCAGUUGUAUACGUUACAAGGUCGGCUACGCGAGUGUCUUCAACAUUACUACAAGCUACGAGGCUUGCAGAACAAAUCUCAAGUGGCGCAGUUCAAAGUAAACAGCAAGCACAACAAUGAUAAACUGUUUCAGCUGAAACAAGAAUUAUCGGAUGUUGUGAUACACAUCAACGAUUUUUUAAAAAAUAUUUCUGAAUCUCACCAAACAAUUUCUUUGAAAGACUACAAAGAGACGUCAAUUGUGAGAUGACUACCAGCUUCUUCCGUUCAUUAAUCACCGUGAUAUGUCAUUUAUAUUCACCAAAUCGCCUCGCAUUGCAAUUUGCUAUUUUUUAUUCUCCCUCUGUUACUUCCAAUGUGUAUUGAAAAGUGGUCAAUAUUAAAGUGGCUAUGUUGUAUUAUAAAUGAACGUAAAAAUUUGAGCUGAACUCUGGUGAAGGAGAUAUUCACGCGACAUGUAUUUAGCGUCAGACCAGCGUGGCUCAACCGCAGGCAAAGAGUUCAUUUGAAAGCUUUUGCAGCAUUAACGUUUUCUUAACUCUUCCCAAGCGAGAACGAAACUCGAAUGAGAAUUGAUUAAAUAUUACGGCGCAUGUAUAGCGAAACGUUUCGUCGAAAUUAGAACAAGCUCCAAAUUAUUUGACGAUUUUAUGAAAUUCAGUAAAGUUCUACCAUAAAUACAUGUAUUACGACGACCCCUUCAUUAAAUUUAUUACAUAAUUAAAUUAGCAUUAAUAACGAACAAUCUAGAAGUAUUACAAAAUGAAAUCAGACAAC
Messenger RNA from Paramuricea clavata, 8919 nucleotides. The record is from the annotation of a GenBank genome assembly. Lineage: Eukaryota; Metazoa; Cnidaria; Anthozoa; Malacalcyonacea; Plexauridae.